AUGAUUCAAGACGCAUGUGGAGUCGAGACGUGGGACUUGAUGGAAGCAGCACUUCAGAGCUUCGAAACGUAUGAGGCAGCACUUGAGACACCAGAGUUUCCAUGUUUAGUACUAAUAGCACUGGAUGAAUUAUUAAAAGACCCUGAAGCUCAUGCUACACAGCUGCAAGAACUAAUUGAUGUCUUGCUGCAGAUGAUUGAGUUUCCUAUUGAUCAGGAGCUUCCGCUACAGACUGUAACAAGACUCUCUUCAGCUCGAGAAUGGGCAAUUCAGAUGCUAUGGAAUGUUCAAGAAAACAGCAGAAUUGAGGGUCUACUCCAAGGUUUAACGAUAUCCAAGUCAUUGCAGCAGAUGCAAUCUAAACUGUUCGUAGCAGCACCGUGGAGAGUCACAGAUGUAGAGAUGGAGUUGUAUCAGUUGCUGCUACUUGCACUCAAGUCUGAAGAGGAAAGUUCCAUGCUCUCGGAUGUCUUGGAUAUGUGUGCGGCAAAGAUACAAAAUGAUACGCAGUUCCUUCAGUUUGCAGAGACUGCGUUGUCAGGAAAGUCCGAGACGUUACGAUUAGGAAGCGUGUUCCUUCAGCGAUUAUUCAAUCGACAGUCCAGGCAGUCCCAUGUGGAUGGGCGAAUAAAUGAGCACAGGGCGCGGCGUGGACAGCGACCUUUUGACGCGCUGACUCUCGGAAGCAGAAUUUGUGUGUGGGCAAACCAUCUCCCGAGCUGGCAAUCGCAGUUGCAGACUUGGAUGCUGGCAUCUCAUCGGGCACCGUUUGAUCCCAUGAGCUCUAUGCUGCCUGAUGGCUGGUGUCUUAAGCAUUGCUAUGGUGCAGAUGCAAAUUCUAUGGUAGCGGCUUGUCAGCGACAUUCGCACUUGUACGUUACAUUUAUCGAGUGGUGUCGUUGUCAUGUGGAUCUGCUCUCAUCGUGUCGUAGCAUGGAGCUGGUGAAUGUGUUAUCCCGAAGCAUACGACAAGAGAAUGCUGCUCACCUUUUCAAGCGACAAUUGUUGAAUCACGUACUGCUGGUGGAUUAUUCGCCAGGAAGCUGGCCAUGCGAUCAGCAAGAGCAAGCAUUCAUGAGGUUGAGCACCAAUCUUGAGCACCUUCAAGAAGCGCGCAGCGCUUCAGACAUUGAAUGGCAGUACGAGUGGAUCGGAGUGCUAGAACGAUCUUAUCUGCUUCAUGAAGCGCUGGAGCUUGCAUUUCGCGCUGAUACAGACAGCGACGUGGAUAACAAGCACAACGUGGACCAAAGUGCAGCUCGAAGUUCUGUGCAAUUCUUCAGCUGGUUUUACUCGUUUUUGUACUCCGAGUCUGUUGAUGAGAUAGCCUCAUUACUGAUGACGACAUUGUCACAGCUCAAGGAAUCUGAUAUUCUUGGUGGAGCGCAAUGGCUGAGGCGAAGUCGUGCUGACUUCAGUAUUCUUCCCGUUGUGCGCCUUCGUCUCGUUUGGUUUUGGCUACUGAAAAGCAUCGACACCGAAUUACAGACUCGUGCAUCUCUGAGUGAAGAAGGUGCUAUACAUGUAGCCACAAUUGAUGUUCUCAAGUCCGUCGAGUACAUUUUUCGACGUUUUACGCCACCUCAGGCUAAGCGGCCUUUUCAAGUGGAGUUCGUGACGCAAGUAUUAGUCGAGCUCGAGUGGCGGGCAACAAACACGAAGUCAAAGGACAAAUUUCUGAACGCGAUUGAACCUGUGUGGGCAUGGCUGACGAAAAUCGUGCGUUUGAUGCAGCUCGAUGAGCAAACUGCUCAUCAAAAAGACAGUAAAACAAAUUAUGGUAAUCACAGAAACACUGCAAGCGAUGUGGAGCAAUUGGCUAGGCGUAAGGAGCAGUUAUAUGAAUGCUUUUGA
Messenger RNA from Peronospora belbahrii, 1854 nucleotides. The record is from the annotation of a GenBank genome assembly. Lineage: Eukaryota; Oomycota; Peronosporomycetes; Peronosporales; Peronosporaceae.